GCAACGUGGGGCUCUUGAGAGCCAUUUGUUCCAUUGAAACCUGAACACAGAAAUAAAACCAGAUGAAGCAAUAUCUAUCCAUUGUGUUGUGCGAGAGAAGGUGAGGGAAAAGGCAUGACAAUGGUAAGUGGUAGUAGCAUAAGGCAGCAGAGUGUGUGCUCAAGUGUGAAGCUGAGAGGAACAGGAUUGAAUUUCCAUCUUCCUUUGCCUUCUCACCACUCCCUCAUUCCUAUAUACCACAACACCCAUCCUUCUCCUGUGCUUCGCACUCGCUUUCAUCUUACUGUGGUCGUACCUAAAGCUUCCGCUGGAAGCUACAGCCUCGCGAAUGACGAUGGAGUCUCUCUUGGCACCAUGAAGCUGCCUAACAACUUAGACCUCCAGAGAUUUGAUUCACUUCUGUUUCAGUGGGCAAACAGUCUAUGCCAGGGAGCCACUUUACCACUUCCCAUGCCUCUCAAGGUGGACAAAAUACCUGGUGGAGCAAGGUUGGGAUUUAUAGAAAUUGGAGAUGGUGAAACAGAAGUUCUUUGGUAUAUUGACUGUUUGGUUUUUCGACCAAAUGAAAGUUCGGCUCCAAUUUUCAUUGCCACCAGAAAUGGCCCCUUAAAAAAUAAGGUGCCACCCGGUGAGCCUAGAAUCAUGAGGAGCCUUAUGGAAGCUCUUAAGAAGUCGGUUCAAAUCGCCACAUUAUGAAGCUUUUUAUUUUUAUUCUUCUCCCUAAUGUAAUGUACUUUUAGGGUUUUUUGAGCUGACAAGUGAAAACUAUCCUAAAUGAAGUCUAAAUUUGAUGUA
Molecule: messenger RNA, 795 nt
Organism: Trifolium pratense (red clover)
Lineage: Eukaryota; Viridiplantae; Streptophyta; Magnoliopsida; Fabales; Fabaceae
Exons: 3
Coding region: 115-696 (193 amino acids)
Cellular component (GO): chloroplast thylakoid membrane; chloroplast stroma
Source: RefSeq, a predicted model, not a curated record